Messenger RNA from Brassica rapa (field mustard), 516 nucleotides. RefSeq lists its product as uncharacterized. Lineage: Eukaryota; Viridiplantae; Streptophyta; Magnoliopsida; Brassicales; Brassicaceae. The record is from RefSeq and is a predicted model, not a curated record.
AUGACUCUUGAUGCUAAGAUCAUCCUGAAAUUCAAGGGACUCGGUGAAUGUAUCACCGAGGACAAUAAUGCUAGUGAGAAAGAUAGAUACAAAGCCAUCUUGAUCAUUCGCCAUCAUCUAACUGAGAGUCUCAAAGAUCAGUAUCUGACCAUUGAGAAUCCAUUAGACCUUUGGACAGAAUUGACAGCAAGAUAUGAUCACCAGAGAACAGUGAUCUUACCAAAGGUUAGGUAUGAUUGGAGGAAUCUCAGAAUCCAUGACGAUAAGUCUGUGGAUGAGUAUAACUCAGCCCUAUUUAAGAUUGUUUCUAAAUUGAAACUGUGUGGUGAGGAUAUAACGGAUAAGAAUAUGCUUGAGAAAACCUUUUCCACCUUCCACACAAGCAAUGUGUUGUUACAACAACACUACCGUGAGAAGGGCUUCACGACUUAUGCUAAUCCGAUCUCUUGUCUAUUGCUCGCUGAUAAAAACAAUGAAUUGUUGAUGAGAAACAGUGAAAUGAGACCUCCUGUGUGA